CUUGCACCGACAUCAAGCGGCUUCGAUUUCGCAUAAGUUUCUGGCCAUUUCAGCAUCUCGCGGUCCGGUAGUCACCAGUAACUCAAAUAAUUCUCUCCAGCAGAUUUUCACUCUCAAGCACAACCAUGGCAGCUUCAUUGAAGAACAGCAAGUUGGCCUUCAUUGGCGGGGGCAACAUGGCCUCUGCCAUCAUUGGAGGGCUGGCCAACCAGGGCAUCGACAAGCAAAACAUCAUUGUCUCCGAGCCUUGGGAUGUCAACAGAGAGAAGAUUGCAGCUACCGGUGUGCGGACAACUACCUCCAACGUCGAGGCUGGCCAGGAUGCGGAUCUCAUCAUCAUUGCCGUGAAGCCUCAGGUCACUAAGACGGUAUGCCAGGAGCUGGGCGCAUCUUGGGCUCAUCGUGCUACCCUGCCGAUUGUUGUAAGCAUUGCUGCUGGAAUCACUCUUGACAGCUUGCGAGAAUGGACCAAGACGAGCGAGGGCAAGACGGCGCCAAUUGUUCGUGUUAUGCCAAACACACCUGCGCUUGUUGGAGAAGGCGCAUCGGGACUCUAUGCAAGCGAGGACGUCAAGGAGAAUGAGAAACAGCUUGUUGAUGCUCUUCUGGGAAGUGUCAGCAAGGCUACCGAGUGGGUGGACAAGGAAGAGUUGCUCGAUGUCGUGACCGGAUUGUCUGGAUCUGGCCCUGCAUACUUCUUCGCCAUGGUUGAACACCUUAUUGCUAGCGCUACUGCUUUGGGUCUUCCGAAAGAGCAGGCCACUAGGCUGGCCAAGCAGACGUGUCUGGGAGCUGGUCAGAUGCUUGUCACAUCCUCAGACGAGCCAGCUCAGCUACGCAAGAACGUCACGAGCCCCAAUGGAACAACUUACGCUGCUCUACAGACAUUUGAAGCAUUGAAGUUCGACGAAAUUGUUGACAAAGCUGUCAAAGCCGCCACUUCCAGAGCUGCAGAAUUGGGUAAAUCAUAGAAGGAGAAUUGUGAGGAAAUAAAAGUAUUUUGCCAAUUUUUUUUCUUUCAAGACUUUGAGCCAGAAGAAAAAGGACAAGUGGAGGUAAAGAAGACUCAUUAAUACCAUGUUGCUAAAGAGGAAAUAAAAUAAUAAAAUGGGGUCCCUUUUCCGUGCUAUCGUCAUCACUUGAGUUCUCUGUGGGAUCCCUUUUCGGCCUUGUCCUCUUCACUUGAGUUUUGCGUGGA
Trichoderma harzianum CBS 226.95 is the source of this 1198-nucleotide messenger RNA. RefSeq lists its product as hypothetical. Gene Ontology annotation, molecular function: pyrroline-5-carboxylate reductase activity. The record is from RefSeq and is a predicted model, not a curated record. Gene Ontology annotation, biological process: L-proline biosynthetic process. Bases 126 to 971 code for a protein of 281 amino acids. The transcript is spliced from 2 exons. Lineage: Eukaryota; Fungi; Ascomycota; Sordariomycetes; Hypocreales; Hypocreaceae.